Molecule: messenger RNA, 576 nt
Organism: Tauraco erythrolophus (red-crested turaco)
Lineage: Eukaryota; Metazoa; Chordata; Aves; Musophagiformes; Musophagidae
Source: RefSeq, a predicted model, not a curated record
AUGAGGUGCUGCGACGAGUCUGUGCCACCGCUGCGUUACGUCUGCAAGAAAACAUGCGGGGAAUGUCUCCGGAGUCCUCCCCAGAAUGAAGAGAAGAGGAACCUUUCCCUGGGGGGCCAUGUGGGCUUUGACAGUCUCCCCGAUCAGCUGGUCAGCAAGUCUGUCACACAAGGCUUCAGCUUCAACAUCCUCUGCGUGGGUGAGACCGGCAUUGGGAAAUCCACGCUGAUGAACACCCUCUUCAAUACCACGUUUGAGACGGAGGAAGCCAGUCACUACGAGAGCGCAGUUCGCUUGCGGCCACGGACCUAUGAUCUGCAGGAGAGCAACGUCCACCUAAAGCUAACGAUCGUGGACGCGGUUGGAUUUGGGGACCAGAUAAAUAAAGACGAAAGGCCGAUAGUUGAGUACAUUGAUACGCAGUUUGAAAACUAUUUGCAAGAAGAGCUGAAAAUCCGCCGAUCUCUCUUCAACUAUCAUGACACGAGGAUCCACGUCUGCCUGUACUUCAUCACCCCAACCGGACACUCGCUCAAGUCCUUGGACCUGGUGACAAUGAAGAAGUUGGAUAGCAAG